UAACACAUCUCAAUUUCAAUGCAAACAUGUUUGAUUCACAAUGAGAAGAAAUAUAUACCAUAGAGUUAAAAAUGGAGUCCUUUGUCUAAAGAAAUGCAAUGAAAUUGCCUUUUGAUACAUGAUGAAAAAUGGUUUUGGUCUAAAAUUAGAAAUAAGGAAUAUAAUACACAAGAGUGAGUCAAAUAAUAUUUUCUAACCACACGAGAACCAGAGGUACAUGAUAUCAGAAAAAUAACUACCAAACAGAAAUGGCAACCUCUCAAAAAUAACGACCUCUUUAUAUAAAAGAAAGCCCUCCUUUCUAAUUAACAUAAAAGCUUAUAUAUAUAUUAUCCAAAAUAACUCGGUCCUCCCCCAUUCAAAACAACGAUGGCAAAAUCUUUUCAGGCUGCAGUUACCUUCUUUGCCGGUGCUGUUUACCUCCUCUCUCUCCUCAGCAUCGCUCUCUCCGCCGAUCCUAAAUUCCACGUAGAGGGUGAGGUUUAUUGUGACAAUUGUAGAACUCAAUUCGUAACCAGAAUUAGCGAAGUAAUUUUAGGAGCUAAGGUACGGUUGGAAUGCAGAGACAGAGCAGGUGGGGAGAUAAAAUACAGGGUGGAGGGUGACACGAACGAGUCAGGCGUGUAUCGGUUACCGGUAGAAGGAGAACACGAGGAGGAGAUAUGCGAGGUGUCGCUUGUGAAAAGCGGUAAGCCUGAUUGUGAGGAGAUCAGCAAGGAUGAACCGACCAAAUUUUCGUCGAGAAUCAGCCUCACAUCAAACAAUGGCAUCGCUUCUGAGGUGCGAAAAGCAAACCCUCUCGGCUUCAUGACAAAAGAGAGGGUUCCUGAGUGCACUCAGGUCUUUAAGGAGUUGGGCAUCUUCCCCACUGAUAACAUGUGAAAGAAGAUAUUAUAAGUACUUGAAUAAACAGUUUCCUUUUGGCGCUUCAUUCAAAAUGUAUCAGUGUAAUUAAUUAAUUAUUAGGACUUAGCUAGCCUCGCACCAACGGAUCGAUGGGCUGAUUAGUACUAGUCUAUUUAUUAAAUAUAUUAUUUGUUAGGUCUGCAUGAUUUAUUUUUGUUCAUGGAAGGAAGGCUGUUAUAUUUUGUAAUUUGCCUACCACAGCAGUGAUUUUAUAUGUAAUGAAUGAGUUAUAAUGGUUUUAGGUA
Messenger RNA from Cornus florida, 1151 nucleotides. RefSeq names its product olee1-like protein. The transcript has 2 exons. The record is from RefSeq and is a predicted model, not a curated record. Lineage: Eukaryota; Viridiplantae; Streptophyta; Magnoliopsida; Cornales; Cornaceae. Bases 370 to 882 code for a protein of 170 amino acids.